UGCUCCAACAUGGUUAAAAAUCAAGCAAAGGAAACCGGAUUCGUGGUGGAGAAAAUUAUGGAUAAACGAAUAACGCCGGAAGGUAAAGUUGAGUACUUUAUUAAAUGGCGCGGCUAUCCUAACUCGGACAAUACUUGGGAGCCGGAGGAAAAUUGCGAUUGCCCCUCAAUAAUACAAAAAUUCGAGGAGUCGAGGGCCAAGUCCAAAAAACGUGGAGAAAAGAAACCUAAAGUUGAGGAAAUACAAAAACUUCGAGGCUAUGAUCGUGGCCUACCCAU
This is a messenger RNA of Musca vetustissima, 278 nucleotides long. Its product is annotated as chromobox protein homolog 3-like. The annotation marks the transcript as partial. The record is from RefSeq and is a predicted model, not a curated record. Gene Ontology annotation, molecular function: chromatin binding. Gene Ontology annotation, cellular component: pericentric heterochromatin. Gene Ontology annotation, biological process: negative regulation of transcription by RNA polymerase II; chromatin organization. NCBI's taxonomy places the organism in Eukaryota, Metazoa, Arthropoda, Insecta, Diptera, Muscidae. The transcript has a single exon.